AUGUAUUUAGCAAGUCAAACUCCAAGAUUCUUUUUUAGACACUUAUUUUGUGGAAGAAAUGGAAAAUACUAUGGCCGUUAUUAUCCAGCAGAAAAUAUGGAUAUAAAUAAAACAAAUAAUUUUAAUGUUAAUACUACCAAUGCAUCAUUUACAGAAAAUGAUCGUAAUAAACCAUUUUAUUUUGAUUUAUCAAGUAAGUAUAUGGAUAAAAACCUAAGAAAAAUUGAUAGAUUUAAUGAAUGUUUUAAACAUUUUUAUGAAAAACAUAACCAUGGUGACAAUGCUCAAUAUCUUAACAAGAUUGAAAAUAUAAUGGAGCAAUGGGGAAGAGAGUUUUCAAAAAAUAAAGGUUUUAGAACUCCAAUAACUGAAACUAAACAAGAUGAUAAAGGUAUUACCAUUACUGUUGAAUUACCAGGUAUCACCAAAGAAAAUGUAAAACUUGACUAUGCCAAUAAUAUUUUAAAUAUCGAAGCUUCAAACAAAUCAAUUUCAAAUGAAACCAAAACAGAAGAAAUAUAUGAAUUUAAGAAAUCUAUAAUCUUACCAGAAAAUUUAGAUAAUACUUUAAUCAAAGCCCAAAUGUCAAAUGGUUUAUUAAAAAUAACAAUUCCAAAAGAAAGUUAUUCAAAUUCAAAACCAAUUAAUGUUGAAUAAUCAAUUUUCUUUUGUAAUUAAAAAAAAAAAAAAAAAAAAUAGUUUAAAAAAAAUAGUUUUUUUUUUUAUAAAAUAAAUAAAAUUUUUCUUUUUUUUUAAACUUAG
This is a messenger RNA of Dictyostelium purpureum, 762 nucleotides long. RefSeq lists its product as uncharacterized. Gene Ontology annotation, biological process: response to heat. Lineage: Eukaryota; Evosea; Eumycetozoa; Dictyosteliales; Dictyosteliaceae. The transcript is spliced from 2 exons. The coding region runs from base 1 to 657 and encodes 218 amino acids. The record is from RefSeq and is a predicted model, not a curated record.